Messenger RNA from Drosophila pseudoobscura, 3844 nucleotides. It is a transcript of the gene AdoR, whose product is annotated as Adenosine receptor. The record is from RefSeq and is a predicted model, not a curated record. The transcript is spliced from 6 exons. Gene Ontology annotation, cellular component: plasma membrane. Gene Ontology annotation, molecular function: G protein-coupled receptor activity. NCBI's taxonomy places the organism in Eukaryota, Metazoa, Arthropoda, Insecta, Diptera, Drosophilidae. Gene Ontology annotation, biological process: G protein-coupled adenosine receptor signaling pathway; adenylate cyclase-activating G protein-coupled receptor signaling pathway. The coding region runs from base 985 to 3351 and encodes 788 amino acids.
GCGAAACGCUCGCGCAUUUUGCCGUCGAGCGUUGGCCAACGCGGAAGAAUUUCGCAUUUGAAUUUUUCAUUUGGAAUUUAGGUUCGGAUUUGAACACGAGUGCCAUGAAAUAAUUAAUAAGCAAAUUCAGUGCGAAUAUCAAUGAAAUGCCAAACUAAAGCGCUUGGAAAAGUUUUCCAUCCGAAUUUUUAUUGGCACCGUAGCCGACAAGUGUCAAUUGAAUUAGCGCCUUCGCGGACAAAAAAAAGAGAGAUUAUCAAGGCGCAACAGGUUAUUGGUGGCUGUUGGUAGCGGUUGGUGCUAUAUGUGUUAGUGCUGUGCAAUCAAGUCCCGAUCCGGGUGCAGUCUUCCUAUCGAUAGGCAGUAGUAACUAACAAACCCAUCAAAGGGACUCCUCCAAAAGUGCCAAAGAGCAAGGAGCAUAAAAGUGAUACACACAGAAAAAGUCGAUCAGCGAUCGAUUCCCGUGUUUCCAGACACAUACACACAGUAGAAAUUCUCCUCUAGACGCUUUUGUGAUAGACGCUGUGAUAAGAGUGCUGCGGCGAGGCUUAAAGCUCGGCUUGGAAAGUGAACUAAGUAGCUGUUAAGUAUAUAUUCGAGUAUAUAGGAUAGAUUUCCUAUUACUCAUCCCCACACUAGCUAAAGAGCUAAUACACUUCCACACUCCCCUGUGACAGCUACAACAAGCAACAAAGCAGAUACAGAAAAGGAAACAAAAUUAAUAGAAAACAUCGAGUAGCACUGAGGACGAGGCAGCCGCAAACGGGACACCGCAGCUGAGUAGAAGCAGAGCGUGGACAUGGCGUAUACGCAAUGCGCAGCAUGUGUUAUUGCUCUCGCUGCUCCAGCCAUGACCAUCUCGAGUCAAUUACGAAUUUUAAAAUUUAAUUGAAAUUUACACGGUCCGUUACCUCCCACACGGUCAAUUAGCCAACACUCCCUCCUAUCGGCCUUCAAGGCUCGGACACAGAGCUUGAGAAAAUGUCGGAGUUCCGAUACCUAUCGAUCACGGAUCUGUCCUUUAAUCUGCCAAUAGCUCCGCUCCAUGCCGCCGCUAAGACAGAGGAGCCGGGUCUAUCAGACAACCCCACCACCGAGCUAAACAUUCCCUACACCGUCUUCGAGAUCCUUGUGGCCAUCGUGAGCAUCAUCGGCAAUGUGCUGGUCAUAAUUGUGUUUCGCCGUGAACGGAAGCUGCGCCGCAGGACUAACUACUACAUCGUCUCCCUGGCCAUGGCCGACUUCCUGGUGGGCAGUCUGGGCGUGCCGUUUGCCAUCCUAGCCUCCAUAGGACUGCCACACAACCUGCACGCCUGCCUCUUCACCGUCUCCCUGCUCGUGGUGCUCUGCACCAUUUCCAUAUUCUGCCUGGUGGCCGUCUCCGUGGAUCGCUACUGGGCCAUCCUCUAUCCGAUGGCAUAUUCGCGCAACGUGCGCACCCGGACGGCGAUUUUCAUCAUCUCAAUGUGCUGGGUGGCCGGCACGAUUGUGGGCUUCCUGCCGCUCUUCGGCUGGCAUGCGGAUGUGGCCCAUAACCAGGAGUGCCUAUUUGUGGAGGUGAUGGACUACGACUACCUGGUCUUCCUGUAUUUUGCCACAAUCAUCACACCGGCGCUGCUCAUGCUGGCCUUCUACACGCACAUCUAUCGCGUCAUCAUCAAACAAGUGCGCCAGAUCGUGACUAUGAAUCCCGCCUCGGACCUAAGCCGGCGCUCCUCUACAGCUCCCAUGCAGGUAAUGCCUGGAAGGGGCGGUCAUGCCGGCACAAUGCUAAGGGUACUGGGAGCAGCCCGCAAGCGGGACGUAAAAGCCACGCAGAAUCUUUCCAUUAUUGUGCUAUUCUUUAUGAUCUGCUGGAUACCACUGUACACGAUCAACUGCAUCAAGGCCUUCUGCCCUGACUGUUAUGUCCACCCCAAGCUGACGCUCUUUUGCAUCAUUCUCUCACACUUGAAUUCGGCCGUAAACCCUGUGCUCUACGCCUAUCACCUCAAGGACUUUCGAGCAGCACUCAAGAACCUGCUGCUCAAGAUGAUGGGCGUGGACAUCGACCAGCAGGCGGAAGCCACCCACAGAUUUUCCUUGGCCAGCCAGCACCGCCUCCAGUCGAUGGACUCAAACAUGCGCUCUACGCAGCCGCGCCUCUAUGUGGGUGAGUACUCACCAAUCUGGCUGCGGCAGCAGCAGGAGGCCCUCAAGAACUCCCAGCUGCUUCCCAAGUGCGGCGUAGUCUCACCAUGCUUCAACAACAUCAACCAGACGGUAGCCGCCGUCGCCUCCGUUACUACGGAUAUGGAGCGCGAGAUGUGGAACAUAAUGGAGGCCUCCAGCGGAGCAGAGCUGGGCGAGAUAAGCUACGAGUUCCCGAUCCCUGCGGGACUGAGUCCCAAGCGGGACAGCGAUCACGACAGCAGUAUCUCUAUCCCCCCGCGUACUUCACCUGAUAAGCCUGCCAGUCUUCAGCCCGCUACACAUGGGAUGCAUCAGCGCUGUGACAGCGUCUACUCAUAUGACAACCACAACUACUCCUCCAGCCAGGAUGAAGAUGACAAAGGCCUGGUCGAUGAGGACGGUGACGACAUAGAUUUCGAGGAUGUCUUUGAUCCAGGUACUCCCAACCAGACUGGCGUGGAUCCCGCUGAGCUUCGCCGAUCACUGGCCAUCGUCAUGCGCGAGAAACUCCGAUCCGACGAUACGGACUACCAGAAUCAGCCCAGCAAUAUACACGAGCUGCCCUACGACCCGGACCUAGCCCUUCAGCAGGAGGGGGCCAAGGGCAGACCAUGCUCCACCCAGACCUCGCCCACCAAUGGCCCGCUUCCACCUCUGCUUCGGGCAAAACUCUUUGCCGGAAAUUCCAACAGCCUCCCCGGGACGUCGCACAAGGAAGCCAACACCCCCACCCCCGGCGUCUACGUAAUAGAUAGCGAAGCUAGCCCGGGCUCAACAGGCCACAAGCCAAAGUACCGGAAGGGAACCGCCCUGACCAGGAACUCUCUCAAGAAAAGCCGCUCCUGUACCUGCAGCAACAACCCCAAAGGGCGUUCACAGGGCGAUGGAAAUGGAGAGGUAGCCCUUUCGCUCAACAACAACAAUAAUCUCAGCGAUCCGCAAGAGUCGCCUUUAAACCACCACCAGGAGAGCUUCUUCAGCCCUCUGAGAUCCGUAAGCAGCCUUAUGCACCAUUCCAACCUGUUUCACCUCUUCCAACCACAUGCCACAAGAACCACCUCAACUUCGACGAACUCACCGGGACCGUCAACGCCCACACCUGCACAUCUCCUGGCCCGCGACGAGGCAGCCUCAGCCUCCUCACCAUCCCUGGCCACUGCUAGUGCGGAGAGCUGACCAGUGGACGAGGGCAAUGGCUCCAACCGGAGCAGUCCCUAGACAAAUACUCGCAAGUCUAAGCUUCUAUUUUAAGUACUUGAUGGUUCUCAUUAGUUCCCUUCCGCAUUAAGAAGACCUUAGCGGAAUUAGACUUUCGAGUUCAGUCGGAUCCAUCGAUAGCGACGGUUGAGUUGUUAGGAAGUUAUGCGCAUUUAUUUUGAGUACGAAUUAAUGCAUGGACUAGCUAAUUCUGUAAAUAAUCUUUAAUGUUGUUGUAGUAUAAAGUAUUUAUGUGCAAAGUCGAUGAUAUAAAUUUGUGCAAUUUUACUGUUAGCCCCUGUUUGUAUAUGUGUACCGUGUAUAGUAUAUGGUGUAUCAACAUAUGUAUGUAUAUAUGUUUGUGUACACCUGGACGUCUGUGAAAACUAUGUUAUGAAAGCUAUUCGAAAUGAAUUUCACCGUUGAAGUUAAAUCAAUCCUAUACACAAAAUAAAAAAAGCUUAAAACAGAA